Messenger RNA from Phycomyces blakesleeanus NRRL 1555(-), 597 nucleotides. RefSeq lists its product as hypothetical. The coding region runs from base 1 to 597 and encodes 198 amino acids. The record is from RefSeq and is a predicted model, not a curated record. The transcript is spliced from 2 exons. NCBI's taxonomy places the organism in Eukaryota, Fungi, Mucoromycota, Mucoromycetes, Mucorales, Phycomycetaceae.
AUGUCUUUCAUUCCUCGGGUCGGUAUCUCCAUUGCAACCAAGGCAUGCCUAAACCCCGGACCAUUAGCCAGACCAUUGAUCAGACGAGCCUUUCUGACUCCAGUACGGACAAUGUCUACUCCAACGGCUGCCUCGGCCAGCCGAGAUCAGCAGAAUAAUCUACGUGUGGCAGCAUCACAUUUUAAGCGUCAACGACAUCUUCCUUACUUCUUGGAAUAUCUCAUGUGGGUCGUAUUUGGCUCAGAGGCACUACAUUUGAUAUGGUUAAAGAUGGAAUACAAAGAGUACAAGGAAAAGGUUGAACACAAGAUCCAGUUGCUUCAAGAAAUCGUUACUCGUAUUGAGCAGGGCCAAGAGUUCACCGAUAGUCUCAGAGAAGAGAUUAAGAUGGUCUUGUUGAAUAAUAAGCAGGCUUCAGCAACCAACGAUGUAGAUAUUGAUGAUGCCUAUUUGGAGAAACUAAUUGCAUCUUCUGAGAAACAAUCAGUGGCAGAAGACGGAGCAGAGUUUAAUGGGCCAGUUGAAGAAAAGAGAAGCACAAGAUGGGUUGAAUCGACCGAAACAAUAGAUGGAAAGAAGAAGCCUGUUUUCUUAUAG